UAUUGUACCUAUUCAAAGUUUAGUUUCACCAAAUGGUCUUCAAAGCAACUCAUCCAAAAUGCUGCUGCACAAACCCAAGUCUAUUGCCUCUUAAAGCCUAAAGAGUGCAUUGUAAUCAUGGUCCAGUGGCAAAGGCAUUUCUUGCCAGUUUUUCGUCAAAUUGCACACUCUGCUACCACCUCAUCUCCCCAAGGUAAGGGUCUGACGACGUUGACAGCAAGAACAGUACUAUUGCCCUCAAUUUCAAGUCGUAGCCCUGUUUAUCACUCUUUCCAAUACCAGGGAAUUUCAGGUUCUACCUGUUUGCUUUCUAAGUCAUCAAAUCUGGAACAAACACCAACUUCCUCCCCGUUAGCCUUAACUUCCUUUUUGGGUAGCAAAGAAGCUCAAGACCAGAAGCAGACACCUGUUAAGAAAGAAAGAGUUCAAGCAGUAAUGUCAAAAAUAAAGCAGAGUCCUAAGAAGGUCAACUUGGUUGCUGCUUUGGUUCGUGGUAUGCUGGUUAAAGAUGCAUUGCUGCAAUUGCAAGUGACAGUAAAGCGAGCUUCAAGAACUGUAUAUCAGGGUAUUACUCAAGCCCAAGGAAAUGCCGUAAAUAAUCAUGGAUUGGAUGCAGAGCGCCUCAUUGUUGCCGAAGCGUUUGUUGGAAAAGGAUUAUUCCGGAAGAAAGUUUCUUACCAUUCCAAAGGAAGAGCCGGCAUCAAAGUCAAACCGGAAUGCAAGCUAACAAUUGUAGUAAGAGAAAUAACCGCUGAAGAAGAGGCGAAGAUUGCGAGGUUGAAGGUUCACAAUUUCCGCAAGCUCACGAAGCGUGAGAAACGGCUUGUGCCGCAUCAGCUUAUUGUCUCCAAUCCUGUUUGGGGCCGCAAAAACAAAUCUAGCGAUCAAAACUCCAGUGCCACUGCUGCAUGAGCUUCUUAAAUAUUUCAGAGUUUCAAAAUAGUUGUUUAAUGGUUGUGGCAUAUUCUUGUUAUCCAUCUUCAUGUGAUAGAAAUAGUUGUUAAGAAAUAUCCUGGCUAGUUUCACAUCUGAGAGUAACUCCAAAUGUUAGGAUAUGUAUGGAGAAAUUUGUCUACCCCUUAAUUCUAAGGUGGUUACUCCAAUGAAGACAUUGUGAACUGUUAGAUAGCUUAAUAUAUUUGAUUGA
This is a messenger RNA of Arachis stenosperma, 1147 nucleotides long. RefSeq lists its product as uncharacterized. The record is from RefSeq and is a predicted model, not a curated record. Bases 118 to 912 code for a protein of 264 amino acids. Gene Ontology annotation, biological process: ribosome assembly; translation. The transcript is spliced from 7 exons. Gene Ontology annotation, cellular component: ribosome; mitochondrial large ribosomal subunit. NCBI's taxonomy places the organism in Eukaryota, Viridiplantae, Streptophyta, Magnoliopsida, Fabales, Fabaceae. Gene Ontology annotation, molecular function: structural constituent of ribosome.